CGUUUACCUCUCUUAAACACAUUUGAACCGUGUUAUAGCGAUACGUGGUAGUUGGCUUGCCUCUAUCCUCACGCGGCUCUGAUAUUCGUGUUUUCGAGUGCAGAUUUGACCAUGCGAGAACGCGGAGCCGACGUGUACGCUGGCUACAAGAUCAGCCUGUCCGACGCCGAGAGGUGGGCGCGGAAGCACAGCUGGCUGACGGACGACGACGACACCACCCCCGCAUCCACGGCCAUCGCGCUCGCCUGGCACCGCGCCGGCGCAAACGGGCGCGCCUCCAUCAUCCCGACCGACUGGCCCAAGGCGCUGCUCAGACGCAACGCCAACGGCGAAGACGAGUUCGCUCGCCGGGGCACGCCCAUCGUCCUUCUCGCGCGCCAAACGCAAUACGACCCGACUGCGACGUCGUCCACCUGCCAGCCGAUGGAGGAGCGCGAGUCCGACCGCAAGUUCAAGGCAAUCCUCGAGCAGGACGGUCUCAAGCCGAAGUGGGUGACCGUUCCCGACCCGUGGUUCCUCCUCCCGUCGGACUACGUGCGGCCCAAGCCCGCGCCUUCUUCCGAAUCUUCGGCACCUGAAUCCGCGUCGCCCGCCCAGGCUCCUCGUCCCCCAUGCCGAUGCGUCUUUUAAAUGUGUCUUGUGUUGUUUGUGGCCAGUCGGGGUUUCGCUGUCACGUCGUCGAGAUUUCUAGUGAAGGCACUACUUACCGCCUCGUUCCAUAUGCUCUCGCUUCGCGGUGGGGUUUACAUUUGACCGUCGACUUGAUGCACUAGAGUUGGGAAAGGGCGGGGUCCCGGCAAUUCACCUUCGCUUGCACCGCUGUAGUACAACAAAUCAUGUCCAUACUCAUCAAAUCUGCGUAGAAUGUUUGCCG
This is a messenger RNA of Punctularia strigosozonata HHB-11173 SS5, 874 nucleotides long. RefSeq lists its product as uncharacterized. Bases 112 to 630 code for a protein of 172 amino acids. The transcript has a single exon. The record is from RefSeq and is a predicted model, not a curated record. NCBI's taxonomy places the organism in Eukaryota, Fungi, Basidiomycota, Agaricomycetes, Corticiales, Punctulariaceae.